CAAGCUGAAGUUGCUUUUUUGUCUGGGAAGGAUUUUGACCUGAAGUACUUUUAAACACUAAAACUAAGUGUGUGGAAUGGCGCUGGGAUUUGCCGCUAUGGAUGCAGAUCUCUCUUGCCCAGUGUGCCGGGAUGUCUUUAGACAUCCCGUUCUCCUAGCGUGCAGCCACAGCUACUGUAAGGACUGCCUGCUGAAGUACUGGGAGCACAAGGGCAUUCAGGAGUGCCCUGUCUGUAAGCAAGAAUCCUUAACGGACUUUCUGGCCCUCAACCUGGCUUUGAAGAAUAUCUGUGAAUCCUACUUACAGGAGAGGAGGCAGAGAGCUGAGACGAGGUCAGAUCAGUUUUUGAAUCACCUGAGAGACGAGGCGGAGUUGUUUUGUUUGGAUGACAGAGAGCUUGUUUGCACCAAAUGUCCGACGGGACAGCAUGAACAUCACAAGCUGUGCCCGACACAAGAAGCCGUAUUGUGCUGCAAGGAGGAACUCAAUGCUGCUUUGCAUUCUAUGGAGGAAAAGCUGGAAACCUUUAAAAAAGUUAAGGAUGAUUUGGAUAAAACAGAAGACCAUAUCAAGUGGCAGAGCCGGCAUGCAGAGAGAGUGAUAAAGGAAGAGUUUGAGAGACUUCACAUGUUUUUGCGUGACGAAGAGGCGAUCAGGAUAGCUGCACUGAGGGAGGAAGAGGAGCAGAAGAGGAAGGUGAUGAAGAAGGAGAUUGAGAGUGUAACGAGACAGAUAUCUUCCCUCUCAGAUGCAGUCAGAGCUGUUGAACAGGAGAUGGCAGGUGACGAUGUUUCCUUGCUCUUGAACUACAAGACCACAAUGGAAAGAGCCCAGUGCACACCACAGGAGACACCCAGACUUUCAGGGGCCUUAAUUGAUGUGGCCCAGCACCUGGGCUCUCUCUCGCACAUGGUCUGGUUGAAGAUGCUGUGCAUAGUUCAUUACACUCCUGUUACUCUGGAUGUCAACACCGCUGGGCGUUGCCUUCACCUGUCUGAGGAUCUGACCACUUUGAUUUUCGGCAACAAGAAUCAGCUGCUCCCCGACAACCCAGAGAGGUUUGCCUUCUAUGCGAGUGCAGAGUCGCACACCCUGGACUGUGUCCUGGGGGCGGAACGUUUCACCUCGGGGAGGCACUGCUGGGAUGUCGAGGUGGGGGACAGUAUUCACUGGGGCCUGGGCGUGGCCUCGGAGUCAAUCAGCAGGAAGGAGGAGGGGCUGAAGCACAACCUCUGGUGCAUCUGGCGGCACGAGGACCUGUACAUUGCCGGGGUCUCGGAGAUGACGCAGUUUGCCGUGAGCCAGCGGCCACAGAGGAUCAGAGUUCAGCUGGACUGGGACCAGGGGCAGCUCUCGUUCACUGACCUGAGGGAUAACACGGUUCUCCACGUCCUCCAGCACUCUUUCACAGCGCCGGUGUUUCCCAUGUUCUGGAACACCUCUGCACUUCACCCAAUGAGAAUACUCCCAGCGGAUGUGUCAGUGACUGUGGAGUGACAGGCUUAGAAUCUCAAUUUGUCUGAUCGACAAAAAAACAUUUCUGCACAAACUUGAUAAAAAUAAAUGACUG
This is a messenger RNA of Megalops cyprinoides (Indo-Pacific tarpon), 1571 nucleotides long. RefSeq names its product tripartite motif-containing protein 35-like. Gene Ontology annotation, molecular function: protein binding; zinc ion binding. The record is from RefSeq and is a predicted model, not a curated record. The transcript has 6 exons. NCBI's taxonomy places the organism in Eukaryota, Metazoa, Chordata, Actinopteri, Elopiformes, Megalopidae. Bases 77 to 1498 code for a protein of 473 amino acids.